AUGCCGUCGAUUGCGGAGCAUUCGUGCUCGUCGCAAGAGGCGCUCCUCCGCCUUGAGAAAGCCAAUACCGCGCCGCCGAGCACUCAACUCCACGAUGCGGCGAAGAUCCUCGGCUUGGACUUGGCCCUUUGUGAGAGUCACCCGGAGACGCAUUGCAGCCCUCCCACCGCCAAUAACUCUACGCCCAAGGAAGAAUGGGUGCUCCGGUGGUUGCUGAAACGCUUGAAGAGCGGCAAGAACUAUAGGGUGGAGCCGGCUUCCUUCCUUCUGUUGAGGCAACUGGUCGACCUGAUCUCCCCGAAGAACCUGGCUGCGAUCCUGAAAGAUCACAAGUUCCUAUCCAUUCUGGGCGACACGGUUGCAGAUCUGGAGGCCGAUAUCUUCGCCAAUGUGGAACAGGGUUCUGAUUCCGAGGCCAGCCACAUCCUGGUCGGCUCUCCGCCUGGCACCGAGACCAAGAGCACCAAAAGCAAAAAGAGAAAGAGAGUUUCUUUUGCGAACAGUGCGGGUGAGCGGCCGCAGGACUCUGCCCAGUGCUUUCUGGCUUUCAUUCGCGCUCUAGAUUGUCUCUUCGGCGUGGUGAUGCUUGCACACCAAACCUUGCGCACUGACGAGGUUGCCCACUCCCAUCUCAAGCUUGCUCUCAGGGGUGAGCCGGAAGUGGCCGCCUUGUUCCUGGGCCGAUCGUUCUGGGUGGCUUCCUGGACCGCCAAGCAUUUCUCGCAGACCGGGAGGACGACCGACCUUCAGCACAUGUUGUAUGUGUUGCCUGCGGCUCUGGAAUUGUGGGAUUUUCGAUCCUACCGCCAGGAUGAUACCGAGAACAAGUCCAGCAAUGACUGCUUCGCUAAAUACUGUUUCGCGCACGCCCUCCGACUCCGACUCUGCGUGCGUUCGCUCAAACUUGAUACCGACGAGCGGGCCCAUUUGCUUCAUGCGGUUGAGCGCACAGUCGUCCUUCAUGUGCUGCUUCCAGCUCGAAGGGCCUUCUUCGAGCGAGGUGGUUCUGGCAUUGAUUAUUCCACCCAAGACAAACCCAACUGGGAGGUUGUCCAGCCGGUCACUGAUUCCUUCAAAUCCAUCAUCCGCGAAACGCCUCUGACCGAUUUUGCCUCGGAGAAAGCAAACCAGAAGGAUUCUAAGCGUGCUUCAAAAUCACUCGAGCUCCUUCCCGAGCUGCUUGAUAUUGCUUCGCGGGCCGUUCCCAGAGAUUCCUUCCGAAGCCAGACCCAUGAGGCGCCAUGGCUGGAGACCUUGUUUGUUGCCGUUGCGGAAAUCGCAUACUCCACCUCCAAGGGGGAGAAAGACAAAGCUACCUUUUCUGGGUUUUCUCACAAAUUCGUUGUCAGUCUGCAGCAAAUCAUGCAGGUGGCUGUCGAUCGAAACAUCGGUUUGUCGUUGAAUACCACUCUGAACCAUUCCUGGUACACUGGUAUUCUUCAGCCAGGUCUACAGCAUGUGCAGUGGAAUGUCACUGCUCUCAUUGUGCGCCUGGGUGUGGACAUCUUCUUGCCCAGUUCGGGGCUUUAUGACUCGUCCGACAUCUUGGUCAAUUUGCUGGAUAAAAUCCUGCUUCACUGGCGCAGUGGUGCCUCCAAAGGCCUAGCAGAUUAUCUCAUCAUCAAGAACGAUAUAGUCUUUCCUUUGCUGCGCGCAUUCGUCGAAGCUCGAGAUUUGUACACAUUCACAUCCUUCUGGCAUCACCAAACCAUCCUUGUGGAAACGGCUCGCGCCAAGGACAGCAGCCUGACCCAUUUUUCAGUCUGGGAAGAUGACGAUCUCUCCGAGCUUUACAGCGAACUUGUGCGAACCGCACCCACCGAUCCACGCCUCGUGGCGCACAUGCAGGCCGCUUCGAAGGACACCAGGGCGUCGGAUGGCAAACUGUCUGACGCUCCAGCAUCAUACGCAAAAUUCAUUGUCUUGGAGGCUAGCUUCCGGCGUCGUCCAUUCUCGUUUCCCGACUCCGAGGCAUCAUUGACCUACCUUCUCCAAACUGUCACUUCUACCCUGUCAUCGAAACAGGCCCUGCCCUGGCGAUGGCGUCUGUGGCGGUUCGUCCGAAACCUUGAGAAAAAUGACGAGCAGUCUAUGAAUACUGCUCAACGUCGAUCCGUUCUGGCUUUAGUGGAUAUUGCUGCAAAGACGAUCAAACGCAACCACAGAGAGUUGACAAGGAGGGCGUCCGUCCUCGAAGCUUGGGAGGCGUACCGGUUUGUUCUGAUUGCCACUAGAGGCCCUGAUCAACACAGUGCAUUCAACACAGCCACACAGCAUGUCACGGAACUCAUCAAUUCUGUUCUCCCAGCCGACGCUAAGAAAUCAAUGGGUUCUCCAUGGAACGGCCAAGCAGACUCUAUGGAUUCUCCAAUUAAUCUUGCCCUGGCUUACUUCUCGGCAAUCUCAAAGAUUCCCCAGGUAUGGAAACGGAUUUCUGCUGAUGCUCGUUCUCAGCUGCUCAAACAACUUCUGUCCCUGGCUGCGGAACAAUACACUUCUUCGCCUCUGCCCCUUGAAACUGUGACAGAUGAUGCGAGGUUCCUUCAAGGAUGGGCAAGUAUUGUCUCCCAUGAAUAUCUUCUCCGCGCCACUUUCCUUGUUCCCGAUCUUGUGACUCUUUUGAAGGACAGCAUUCAUCGUAAUUCUGCCAACCACCAACUUUACAUCGACAGCCUUCAGAGAAUUCCAGCUUCCUUGAUCACCCGCGGAAUGAGAGGGACUCUUCUGGACAAACUGCAUGAUGUCCUUAUCCUGCAGGACCGUUCAUCCGAACUGACUGUCGGGCUCAUUACGAUGUUGGCCAAGUUGGCAGAGGAGCCCAAAUCUGAUGCCGUGUUGACCAGUCACAUCGAGCCGAUCUGUGCCGCUGCCCGAGCCAUUGUCCUUAACGGCACCGACAUCGAUCUACAGAUCAUGAAGGCAUUCCGAAGCCUGCACCGUGCCGUCAUUUCCAAGCUAUUGAAUCUUCCCGACGGCCAGAAAACCAAGCUGUUCAAAGAACUGUUCUCCCAGAUCUCGACGCAAGCUUCGAAAAUGAGACAGAUCGAGCGAGACUCCAUGGCUUGUUUCCACUUGCGGGUUACGCUGUCUCAACUCUGGUUUUAUCGCAAGCAGCUCCGCUCGGCUUUCUCGGAGAAGGAUCUCGCUGCUUGCCGCCAGCGAGUGUUUGAUCUGGUGUUGGCCGACGUGAAAGCGGUCAAGAGCCAAUGCAGAAAGCAGAAGCUUGAGGAGACAGUUACACUUAUCAAGACCAUUGAUUCUCUGGAGGACUUUGAGGAUCUGGCCAUGAACAACCUCGAGGUGGAGAAGUUCUUAUCGAAGAUUGAGUCUUAUGUCGAGAUGUCGGUUGACUCCGGCCCAACACGGUUGAUCAGACGCCGUCUGCUUGCCAGCAAAGAGCCCGAUGCGAAUAUCACUGAGCCUGUGCUCCGGUGUGCGGAGACCCUCUCGCUCCAGUCUCCAUAUGGCGAGGAUCAACAGCUUUUCAUCCGGGUCACCACGGAACGCUUCCAUUCCAUGAGCCCUGAGCAGAUCACCCAAGCCAUCCGCGAGGUUCGCGAGCUUGGUCUGACGGGCGACCACGCCGGGCACCGCCUCCUGGUCGUCUGCCUGGCACUGGCCUCGGUCCCCUCGGUCGAAGAUAAAGAUAGCGUCACCGCUCGAGAACUCUCUCUCCUCUGCAGCGCGCUCGCCGAAGCCAUCCCCCACAGCCCAUCCGCGGACCACCUGACCUACGCGGUCGAGGCCCUGGACCUCCUCCUACGCACUCACACGCGCUGUCUCGUCCAGCAAAACAUCGACAGCAUCCUCAGCGCCAUCGCCAACGCAGCCUCCCACGACGGUCCCCAUAUCGCCCCUACCUAUGCCCCAACCAUCUACACCCGUCUGUGCCGGCUGAUGGGCGUGGUGCUCGGCCUGCAGCGCCUGAAGGUGGGCGGCCGCUUCCACCUCGUCGUACACGCUAUGCAACGCCUGCUAGCCUGUCUCUUCGCCCGCUCGCGCAAACGCACCCGCGCCAACCGCGCCAGCCCUCCAAAUUCCCUCCUCCAGCCCUUCUGGCUCGCUCCGCUGCAGCCCUCCCACGCCUCCCACUACACCCGUCUCCUCACCUCCCUCUGUGACCCCACUAUGUCGGCCGUACUGCGUCCUGCUCAGGCAGGUGCUUCGCGCGAUGCCCUCACCGAUCAAACCAAGAAAGCUAAGCGCAUCGCCGGCCAGUACCUGCAGUAUGUUAUCAUGGAAUACGCGCAGUGCUCGCUGCGCGGAUCACUCACUCCAGAGGUGAAGACUGCUAUUAUGCCCGGUCUUUAUGCCACUCUGGACGUCAUGUCGCGCGAAUCGAUGCGCGCGCUGAACGCCGGACUCGAUGUCUCCGGCAGGGCUGUCUUCAGGUCUUUGUAUGAGGAUUACGUGAAGUUCGGAAAAUGGGAUAAGGUGUAG
Molecule: messenger RNA, 4440 nt
Organism: Penicillium riverlandense
Lineage: Eukaryota; Fungi; Ascomycota; Eurotiomycetes; Eurotiales; Aspergillaceae
Product: ribosome biogenesis protein URB2
Exons: 2
Coding region: 1-4440 (1479 amino acids)
Biological process (GO): ribosome biogenesis
Cellular component (GO): nucleolus
Source: RefSeq, a predicted model, not a curated record